This is a messenger RNA of Syngnathoides biaculeatus (alligator pipefish), 10201 nucleotides long. Its product is annotated as proline-rich protein 7. The coding region runs from base 4746 to 5567 and encodes 273 amino acids. The record is from RefSeq and is a predicted model, not a curated record. The transcript has 2 exons. NCBI's taxonomy places the organism in Eukaryota, Metazoa, Chordata, Actinopteri, Syngnathiformes, Syngnathidae.
ACGUGUACAGUACUUUAUUUUUGGUUUUUAAUCGCACAAUGAGUGGAAGAAUUUAUUGAACGUUGUAGGGCAGCGUGACCAUGAAAUACUUUGCUUUACUUUGCAUGUUCUCCCCGUGCCUGCGUGGGUUUUCUCCGGGUGGGCACUCCGGUUCCCUCCCACAUCCCAAAAACACGGAACCUCUAAAUUGCCCAUAGGUGUGAUUGCGAAUGCGGUCGUUUGUCUCGAUGUACCCUGCGAUUGACUGGCGACCAGUUCAGGGUGUACCCCGCCUCCUGCCCGUUGACAGCUGGGAUAGGCUCCAGCGCUCCCCGCGACCCUCGUGAGGAUAAGCGGCAAAGAAAAUGGAUUGCCGGGUACUUGUAUGUACUUGUGUGUGCCCAUUUUGACUGAAAAAUGUAAGGAUGAGAUCAUCACUUUUGUGUGUUUUUCAGAUUUCAUGCAGACAAUUGUGCCGUUAUGAAAUGAUUACGAUCAUCAUUCUCAUUAGUAUUCUUACUGAUAUAGAAAAAUCUUGACCCAAAUCUAAUAUGACGGGAUUUUCACUUUCACGCCCAAUGGACUACUCUGCAUGUCUGCGCGGACAGAUGAACAGACCGAUCUUUAUGUUGGAAGGACAACGGCGUCAGUGUUCAGCGCGACAAUAAUGUCGGAAAAGACCAGUCACUGGUGAAGUCACUAACGGUGUAGUGGAACAUACGCGAGCACCGCGGGAUCGAUUCCCGCUCAGCGAUGGUGUCGACAUCUGCCCUGCGACUGACUGGCGACCAGUUCAGGGUGUGGUCAGCCUUCCGCCUGAAGCCAGCUGGGAUCGGCUCCAGCUUUCCCGCAACCCUCGUGAGGAUAAGCAUGUUGGAUAAUGACAUAUACACACAUAUCUAUUGUACUUUCACAAUUGUUGGUUUUUCACCCUCAGGCACUGCACCUAAACUCUCUCAAUAUCAAUUUAAUCGAUCAUGAUAAUAAUAUUCAUCAUGAUGUAACAAAAACAGAAACCACCAAACAUUGUGGGGGGGGGGGGGGUCAAAGGAGCUCAUAAAGCACCGAAUGUCCCUGGAAAACCCCCCAUCACUUCCAUUAGUAUUCCCGUCGUUUGUACUGAAAGACGUCACGAAGCAGGGAGGGAGGGAGAGAGAGGAAGGAAGGAGGGACUCACCGGAGGAGGAGAAGGAGGAGUGCUGGUUGGGGGGAGGACCGGAGGGAGGUUGCGGGUGAGAAGACGUGAGCCCGACUGCGGCGCCUCAUUUUCAGCCGGGACGAGCGCAGCACGACGCGGGAUUGGCUUUUCGACAACGGGGGAGAAUGCGCCAUGAAAAAAGGUCCGUUUACCUGUGAAAUCUCAAAAUACAUCCAAUUUUGUUGAUUUUCGUCAUCGUGUUGUCUCAUAAUAAUCACGCCGAUUGAAAAAAACACUAACACACGUGCCAUCGGCAUAUUUUAUUUUUGAAGGGUUUUGAGAAACGUGGUGUAUUUCUCAUGUAUAUAGUAAAAAAGUGAGUUUAUUAAAUCGAUCUUCAAAUACUGCUGUUUCAUUUAUUCCUUAGGAGUUAUUUUCUUAUGAUCAUGCCGAUUGAAAACAAACCUGAUCUGUGUCUCAUCGGCUCAUCUGAGUUUUAUACCACUUUUGUUUGACGUGAUGUUAUAUUGUUAAAACGUGUUUAUCUAAUCAUAAAUGCUACCGCUGUGUUUAUUUUUCUUAUCUUUUCAGCUCAAAAUACUUGUGCCGAAUAUAUUCAAAUAUAUUUUGACUUCCAUCGGCAUUAUUUUAUUCUUUUGAGUUUUGAUUCAUAUCGUUUAAUUCUAAAGUAACUGAGAAAAUGUGAGCACCUUGAGCACACAUUUAAAACAGUAGGUUCAUUUUUUUUCUUACAUGUUGUUUUUUAAUAAAAGGGAAGAAAAUAAAUAGGGAUUAAAAACAAAACCUAACCUUCCAUCGGCAUCUGGAAGUUUGGACUGAUGUGGUGUGGGCUGUUUGUAAGUUACCUACGAAACGUCAAGCUCCAUAAAUUGCACCCAUUGAAUCAUUUUUUUUCUGGAGCUGUGUUUAAAAACAAUUACGCGGAUUAAAAUGGAUUUAAAUAUGGAUUAGAUCGUCAUAUUUUAACUGCAGGAAGCUUUUCAUAAAAGGGGUGGGAUUCUCAUGUUAACACAGAAUAACCAAUUAUCAACUGGUGGUUUUGGUUGAGUAUUUAUUUAUUUAUUUAUUUAUUUUGCUUGCUUGUAAAAGGAAACACGGCGGGCAUCGCUAUCGAUAUAUAGACAUUUGCAAUUUAAUGUACUUGAGCGGAUUCAUUAUUAAAAUAUGUCUGCUCGGCGGUCACUUCAUUAGGUACAGCUGCAUCAUCAUCCACUUCAAAUCAACACAGUUGCAUAAUAACAGCUCCUGUGUUCGCUCACUGGGUUUGUGCUCAAUUUCCCCACACGGGAUGUCUUUGGGCGAUUAACAGCCAUUAUAUACAUACAUAUAUAUAUAUAUACAUAUAUAUAAAUAAAAGUCCGAGACUGUGACUUGUACUACCGUGCUCCCAUUACAGAGGGCCGGUUUGAGCAAAGCCACAGGCUGGCAUUUUAAACCUGCACAGGACUUUGUGUUCCCAACUCCAUCAUCGUCAUCUUUUUUUUUUCCUUUUUUUUCUCGAGGACUUCUGAACAAAGAGAAUCCAGACUGCACAAAAAAAGACAAGUGAGGCCCCCCCACCCCCUGCACCUUGUCCGUAUAAAACACGGUCGCACAAAAUCCUGGAAAGAAAUAUCACUUUCUUAGAAAGCCAUAAUAAAUAAAUAGAGAAAAGUUGCUUCUGUUUUGAUAUUGUGUCGCCGCGGUAACGAAAGGUCUGUUGUUUAUUUGUUACUUCUCGGCUGUUCCACCACUCGCUUUGUUUCUAGUUGUCUGCAAGAGCCGUCUCCGCGCGGAGAAACAAACAACUGUGAAGCUUUAAACUUGAGUUUUGUCCGCACGGACCGCAUUCAUUCUACCUGGGAAUGGAACCGGCAUGAAAACCGGAGAGCUGCCUACAGGUGGAAAAACACGUCAUUGUGAAAUUUCAGUUGGGUAUUUGCCAGGGACAUGACAUUCAAUCUGAGUAGGGGUGUAACCAGUGUAAAAAAAAAAAGAAAGCGGACUAUGGGUGGAAAAACAAGCAAUGGACCUUUCCGACUGGCAAUCCUCAGCUCCGCCCCCCUUAGCAACAGUUGCCACGCCCUACAUUCUUCCAAAAUGGCGACUGAUCAUAACAGGUUUGAACUGGAUUCUCCAUCGCGUAUUCCAGAUAAUAUCGGGGCAUGUUUUUUUGCCAAAUGCGUCAGAGUUGUCCAAGAGGGUUCUACAGAGAGGUCACAACUAUUUCACCCGAGGAUAUGUGCACGGAAUUAAGAUUUUGGACGGAGCAGGACGCAAUGUCUGAGUUACGGCGAAACGUUGGCGAUCGAUGCAACAAAAGUUUGACGCCUCACAAACUUCAUAUUGAAAUCCAACGGGAUAAAAUGGUGGAAUCGUACUGCGGACGUAUUGCAAGGUGAGUACUUUUUACGAGGAAAGAUCACGAGUAAUAAAAUUGUAGUCUCUUGCAUGACAUGGCGCAUUUAACCCGACUCUUCGGCAUAAAACACGACACACUUCAUUCGGCAGGCCAGUGAUACGCUAACAAAGUGAAAAUUGUUCUCCUGCACUGAACAUGAUUCAAUCAAACUCAGAGAAGAUACUUCUCCAUCACUUACCUUCAAACGUGCAGCCUUGUGUUUGUUGAUAUUGUCCACAUUUAGUCAUUUAGUUGUACGUGUGCUCUGCCGCGAGUCUUAAUCCAUCGUAGACACUCCGUCAACUGUGUUUGGGCUUUGGAAAAUGAAUCAAGCGGGCCCCUCGUAACCUAGCAGGAUAUCUUGCAUCAGAAUUGCAUUUUCUUCGUAACAUUAACUUUUCCAAGCGCACACUACUGACAACGACCAUUGGUUGUGGGACAAGGAGCGUGUCAAGCCGGGGUUAAGCCAAUGCGGCUAUCUGAUUGGCUAUUAUUGCACGAGUGAUUGACAGCUCGGAAAGGUCCACUUUGAAGCGUCGGCUCCCCGGUUUGGAAGAUCUUCACAAAUCCCUGUUUUUCCCCCAAAGAUGACUCUCAGGGUUUUGUGCUGUUUCCACCUCGAGCUUGUCAAAGUAGUUUUCAUAUGCACAAAACAACUCAAAUCUGAAGCCUCACAAUACUCGUUUUUCACCUGGACACAGUGGUCUUGUUUUCACGUUUGGUUACUCUUCUGACUAGCACAAAAGUAGUCUUCACGGGCAAAACACAAAUCUGAAGCCUCACAUUUGCUUUUUUCCCCACCUCCAGAGAUCUCUCUAGAAUUCAUAUCCUACGCCGUGUCGUUUUUUUUCUAUUCUGCUAGCAUCUUUUGUCUUUUUGUAGCUCACCAUGAGCCCGAGCUGUCCCACCGGCAUCAGAGACGGAAGAAUUUGGCACGUCGCCUGAGUCUGGUCAUCCCGCAGUCUUGAAGGCACCGCCGCCGUCAAGCAGAUGAAUGCCUGAAGAGCGGAUUCCUUCACCGCCUUGCAUCUCUUGGACCCGAAAGACAAAGAAUGGGUGUCAAGCGUGCUAUGGAAGACGAGAUGUGACCUUCGAGCUUGUGGAGUUUGGCCGCGUUUGAGGAGUAACGAGCUUCGUAGACUUCAUCGGCAUUCAUGGAAGUCAUUUAACACCUCCCCGCGUUUGGUCAUCGAGGUCCAUCUCCCUGCUCCCCGUCCCGUCCCCGCCAUGGUGAUGUCCCAGGGCACCUCCACCUUCCUGGCCUGUUUCGCCGGCUUCUGGUUGGUGUGGGCCCUGGUGGUCAUGCUGUGCUGUUUCUGCAGCGUCCUGCAGCGUCGCUUGAAGCGGCGCGGCGAGGCUCGCCCGAGAGAGCCCUGUAUCAGGACGCAAGAGACGGAGACGCCGGAACGUCCCGCCGUCCCGGCUUUGCCGCCAGUUCCGCAGGCGUCCCCGGCUUCGAUGACAAUCGCGGUACCGCAGGCCCAGCAGCAGAUACCGCGGGAUCCGCCGCCCUUCUCGCCGCCGCCUGUUCCGCUUCAAGUUUGUCAUCCGUUACCGGAGGCCAACUGGGUCAGCAUGCCGGCAGAUCUAGUCGAGAACCCGCCUUGUUACGAAGAGGCGGUGCUGAUGGAGGACCCUCCCCCGUCAUAUGCCGAAGUCCUGGUGGAACCGCGAGGGGGUUUGAAGCCCACCCCCUCCCAGGACUGCCAAGACCCGAGCCCGGAGACCCGCAAGCCUCCGCCACCGUCGUCGACGUUCCCCGAACGGGGUUACUCGUCCCUCAUCCGUCUGCCAUCGUCGCAACGCUGGGACUCGCUGGGUCACCUCCUCUCCAACAUUGACCUGAAACCGUACAACCCGUACGAGCCGGUGCCGUCGGGCGUCGCCACAGCAACCAUGCCCCGUCGGGACACCAGGACUCAUCGCGACGGACGGCGGAACCGGAGCCUCGGGGUCGGAUUCUCUGGCGGGAUGCGGGGACACGCGGUGCGAGGACUCGAGCGCGGUUGCACCGCUUUCCCCUUGUUGGGGCGGAGCACCGCCGUCUAGGAUCGGGGUUCGUAAACAUUUUGAGUCCAGGGGCCUCUUACGCUGAAAAUUUUGAGUUGGAGUGAAAUCGCAGAGAUCCGUAAUUGACGUCUACCCCUAAAAAAGGUUUGUAAUUUCCUAUGAGUGCCACCAGAUGGAGGCAAAGCACUUUAAGGGUAAUGAAGCUCCUCCCAUCAGUGUAACAUGUCAACAUUGGCACCAAAAUUUUGGCGCCUAAACAUCCGUCCAUCAAUCCAUUUGCCAAGGCGCUUAUCCUCACCAGGAUCGCAGUAGCGCUGGAACCCAAACAUCUUUUUGGUAUGAGACAGAAAUGCCAAAACGCAAUUAUAUAUCCCUAAAAGUUACAGGAAUUAAAAAGUCACCUAUAUUCGAGAAAAUAAGCCCUGAUAUCAUAAAUUGCAAUGUUAUGAGAUUGAAGUUGUACAUUUUCAAGAAAAAAAAGAUGCAGCACAGUUGAAGUCAAAGGUUUACAUGCGAUGUGCAAAAAAAAAACAACAUUUUGUCUUUCUGUCUAAACCGCUCAGUAUGUCAAGAUCGCCAAAAUUAUUGAAUGUUGUUAAAUGCCACAGUAAUGAGAGAAUGUCAGAGAAUUUUACCUUAUUUAUGGUUACUUUCAAAAGUUUGCAUACAUUUCCUUAGCAUGGCGUAGCAUUUCCUUUGAACUGCACGACUCGGCUCAAACGUUUAGCGUAACCUUCCACGAGCUUCUGACAGUUCUCUGCUGGAUUCUCGGCCCGUUCCUCCCGAAAGAACUGCUGGAACUGCCUUGCUCGGACGUGCCUUUUCAGAUCUGCCCACAAAUUUUUGAUGGGAUUCGGAUCAGGACUUUGUGAUGGCCACUCCAAGAUGCUGAACAUUUUUUCUCCAAGCCAUUUUUGAACCAUUUUGACAGUAUGCUUAGGGAACAUAUUCCAUUUUUUUUAAAACACGUGCACCCAAGUUUUUGCAUCCUGGCUGAUGUCUCGAGAUGUCGUCUGUGAUGUUCUUUCUUCACGAUGCCAUCUAUUUUACACACCCAUGAUGAUUAUACUUGUGUAUAAUGGUUUGAACAGAUCAGCGUGGCACCUUCAAACAUCUGGAAAUUGCACCCAAGGAUGAGCUCGACUCUGAUUUCUUGCCCAAUUUUUUUAUUUUCCCAUGAUUUCAAAAGAGGAAUGGCAAUGCUUGAGGUGUGGCCUUAAAAAUGAUCCCUUGUUGUCAAAAUAACCUAUCAGGAGCUUCCAAAGCCAUGACCUCAUCAUCUGGGCUUCGCCAUGUACUGUACAUGUACAGUACUUUUUGUGUAUGCAUACUUUUGACCUCAAGAAAAAAAUUCAUAAAAUUCUCUAAGAAAUCUUCCCUCUCAUUAUUGUGGCAUUUGACAAAAUUAAAUACUGACUGACCUCAAGCAGAAAAAAAAUGAAACGUUUUUUCACCAUGUAUGUAAACUUCUGUCUUAAACUGUUUUGUUGGGAAGAAAAGAUGAAUAUUGGAAUUUUGCUUUUAAGGUUGAUUUUUUUUUUAAGAUAGUUCAUAUUGAAAUUAUACUUUCAUGACGGAAGAGGUUAGGGUUAGGGUUAGGCAAGGCAAGUCUAACAAGCAAAUUUCCAAAGCACAACUAUAUUUUUGAAAUAUUAUUGUAGCAGCAGUGUUGAUUUGAUGAACUUUCAGUCAUUUCAAUCACAUCAGGAUUAACCCUGAAAACCAUCCAUUUAAAAAAUAUUUUGAAAUCAAAAUUUCAGGUAAAAAAGGGGAAAAAUUAAGUAUCAUGUAAAGCUUCAUCUUAUUACGCAUGCAAAAAUUUGUUGAUAAUUUCUUGGGGAAAAGUUUUUUUUAAAGUCGGACCCCCAAGCCAUGGCUCCCUGGACCCGAAUUAGAGAACCCCGAGCGUAGGAAGUACACUCUCUUGAGUUACGGAAGACGCUAAUUGACUCAAAAGGAGGAGUCCGCUUCAUCCAUAACGUCUCUAUUGUAUCAGACUGCCGUUGCCAUGGCACCCGGGAACUCCACGUUUUCCACUGGCCGACAACUCUGUCCCCGCGUCGGAAGACUCGGACCGGUCGAACGCACCGCUUAGAUGUUCUGCAAGUCUUUGUAUCAUCCACUUUAUAAUACUUAUGGGAAGAAAAGGGGGAAUAAAAGUAAUUUCUACGUGAAGAGGGCGAUUGUGAGACUGAUAUUUCUCAAGAAAGAACGGAUCGAGAACGGCAAAAUUAUUAUUGUUUUUUUAAACUGAAGAAUUGCACUCAAUAUAUUUGUGUUGCAUAAUUACACAGUAAUUACGCAGUAGUAAUCUUAGAACUACUCACAACAUGAGAAAUGCCAGAACAAAACACAAUGUACUGUAUGGCACGAUUCCAGCCUUAUUUCAAGGUAUGGGGUACUCGUGCAGGGUGCCGAUACCAGCAUCCGAUGCGUAAGUAUCGUAACAGUAAUAAAUAAAUGAUGAAAAUCAUCCUUGCUCCGUGAAUCAUGUGCGUCAGAAAAAAAAAGGUCUGCUCACAAUCCCCAGAUGACAUUGCAGCUGUAAAUAACGUAAACGGCCCGGUUGCUCAAAUCACCCUGGAGCCACAUGCUGCUUCACCACGGCAAUAUGUGUUCAAAUACAUCGUCAAAGAUAGUACAGUUGUAUUACACGUUAAUCCCAUUUUUCAAUAAGAGGUCGUGUUGCCUGGCAACCUGCUCGCUGGCCUUAUUUUAAUAAGAGCACGGCACGCAUAUAUAAAUGUUGCCAAGGCAACGGCCAUCACAAUAUAAAAGCAUACACGAGCUCCUAAAUUAGGACCAAAAAAAAAAAAAAACAUUUGGAAACAAGAUGCGCUGCAACUUUAGAAAACAAUUUUAAUUUGAAUGCAUCAGUGAACAUAUUAGAAGAGAUAUUGAAAUGGAAAACAAAAUGUCUACUGCACGGGUCGUAGAUGGCGUCGAAUCGAUUAUAUUUAAGACCAGAGUGAAAACGGCCGUGGACGAUCAAAUGAAAACUACAAGCAGCUUCAACCAAUCGAAAUGGAGGAAGAAAAAAAAAAGGGCGACAAGUGUGUGUGCGUGUGUGUCUGUGUGUGUGUGUGUGUGUGUGAGAGAGAGAGAGAGAGAGAGAGAGAGAGAGAGAGAGAGAGAGAGAGAGAGAAAGAGAGAGAAAUACAAGGCAUCUUCUGAGGAAAAUAGGAGCAGUUUCAUUCCAAAUUCUGAAAUCAUGAAAAUAUCAUCUCACUGUCCCCCCAAAAAAACACAAUUAAGGAUAAAAUAUUUCUUUAAAAUUCCAGAUUUAUGGUUUCAUUUUUCAAAGAUUAUUUUUUAAAAGAUUGUGAUUGAAAAUUUUCAAAUGUGAUUUUUUUGGGGGGGAGGAAAAAAAAGUCCUAAAAUUAAGGGGGGGGGGGUGGUAAUAUUUGAGGAAAAAAAUAGUAAUAUCACAAGAAAAUUAUAUUAUAUUACUUUAACUUUGCAAUUCCCACACGUGCAAAUAUAAAAUGCAAACGUCUUUUUUUCAGUAAUAAUGCGACUUUUUUGUUAUAAUAUUCUGCCAUGUUUUGUAGUAAUAAUAAAAUCUUACAAUGUAAGAUUUUAAAUCCCACUUUGAUGUCACAGAUAGUAUAAUUUUUUUCAAAUAUUACAAAAUCUGUUUGUAAUCUCACACAUUUUUUUGCCUCAUAUUACGUCUUUUCGUGGAAUAUGGAAAUACACUACACAAUGUUGUCAUAUUACACUUUUUUUCCCAUAAUAUUAGACUGCAUGUUUACCAAUUUUUCAAUGCAAUUGUGAAAAAAAUAAUUAUAUCAAACAUCCAACAUUUUGACUAUUUUUCAAAAAGUUCUCAUUUUGCUUUUUUAUGACUUUUUUCAUCACAACAUUACCCAAAAUGUUCUCAUAAUAUUGUGAUGUUUCACAUAGUAAGUUUCUUUCAGCUUGUCCCCUUCGGGGUCGCCACAGCGUGUCAUCUCUAAUGUUUUCCCCACAUAAAUUUUCUUGUAAUAUUUCAAAUUUUUUCUUUGUAAUAUUACAGUGUUUUUCUUCUUUUUUGGGGGGAUUCAACAUUGGGUACUUUUUUUUUCCCCUCAUAAUUUUACACACCUUUUCCCUUUAUUCCCCCCUCAUUAUUAUUAGGACUUUUCUUCUUGUAAUAUCAUAAACAUUAAAAACAUUUUUUGGGUGUAAUCAUUUCUGUAAUCAGUUUACAAAACAUAAACCAAAAGAGCACAGCAAAAGUUGCAUAUUUAUGAAGUGAUGGCGUCUAAAUGAGUGAAAUUACCGUAUUUAUGGUCUUCAGGUGGAGCACAUACACACAUGUAUUAUUAAUAUUAUUAAUAAUAUUAUUGCCUAAGAGUUUUAAAUUUUCUACAAGGAAUAUACAGAAGAAGAAAAAAAAAACUACAACAAUGUUGUUGCUAAUAUUGAAAAAAAGUCCUGAAUGUCAAUUUCGUAGCACACUUCGGUUUUGAUGGACCUCCAAUGGAAAAUUCCAAAAUGCAAAAUAAUAAUCCAGGUACAUUUAUUCAAUUACUUUUUUUGUGUUGCCAGAAUACAAGCAGUUGAUCGGAAAAAAAAAAAAAAAAGCCAGAAUUCAUUCGACAAAAGCGUAUUGAUGCCACACGGAAAAGAAUAUUACCAGGGGAAAAAAAGAAGUCCCAAACUGACUGAGAUAAAAGUAAAAAGAAAAU